This is a messenger RNA of Colius striatus (speckled mousebird), 782 nucleotides long. It is a transcript of the gene ZSWIM7, whose product is annotated as zinc finger SWIM-type containing 7. Gene Ontology annotation, molecular function: zinc ion binding. Gene Ontology annotation, cellular component: Shu complex. Lineage: Eukaryota; Metazoa; Chordata; Aves; Coliiformes; Coliidae. The transcript is spliced from 6 exons. The record is from RefSeq and is a predicted model, not a curated record. Gene Ontology annotation, biological process: double-strand break repair via homologous recombination. Bases 249 to 620 code for a protein of 123 amino acids.
CAGCGCUAACAAGAUGGAUAGUACCUUGCCAGCAGUAGCAGAAGAGCUUUUGCAAGAGAUCAAAAAGGCUUUUCGGGAGACCUCACACGCUAUAAACCAGUGGCACCCUGCAAGACUGUGCUGGGAAAAGAACAUUUUUAAAGCUUUAAUGCCAGAGUUCUCAACUCAUGCCAAGAGACUUCCAGGGAACCCAAUAAAUACAUAUUCAGCCAAACUCUUAAAGUGGCAGAGGAAGAUGUUGAGGGAGCAUGCCUGUCCUUGCAUGCUUUAAAAUCCCAGACGACCUGCUGCUGGGGCUGAAGUUCAUCUUUGGCCCAUCUGCUGUCCCAGCGUUGGACCUGGUGGAUCAGUGUUCUGUCACCCGCCUCAGCUCUCCCAGUGGAAGGACUGUAUACCAGGUCCUUGGGAGCUCAGGCAAACUCUACACCUGCUACAGUUCCUGCCACUUCUGCACGUGUCCUGCUUUUGGUUUUAGUGUAUUGCAGAAGAGUGAAAGCCUUCUGUGCAAACAUAUACUGGCUGUCUACCUCAGUCAGGCCAUGGGAGCCUGCCAGGAGCUAACUGUGUCUGAGGAGCAGCUCACAAGCAUCCUACUGGCUGAGGAAGAGGAUGAAGGAUGAAGGGUUUGGAUUCUGUGUACCCUCCCAGCUCUGUGGCUGUCAUUUUUCACGUCCUCAAGACUGUCAAAUGCUCAUGGUGGCUGGUAGGUUCCUUCCUGUGCUGCAGCCAAGCACACUAAUUAAUAGUAGCCUUGCACUGAUAGAUUCAUUAAUAAAUGUUAA